Xiphophorus couchianus (Monterrey platyfish) is the source of this 3786-nucleotide messenger RNA. RefSeq lists its product as uncharacterized. NCBI's taxonomy places the organism in Eukaryota, Metazoa, Chordata, Actinopteri, Cyprinodontiformes, Poeciliidae. The transcript is spliced from 5 exons. The coding region runs from base 1453 to 2211 and encodes 252 amino acids. The record is from RefSeq and is a predicted model, not a curated record.
AGUUAUUUGCUCUUAGCACAUUUGCUAGUUGUAAUUAGCCUCGCUGUUCGGCAGGGUUCAAAUCUCAACAUGUUUUAGCAUAACUACUCUGAGUUAGACUGAAUGUUUAUUUUGUGUGUGUACUUUUAUGCUAAAAAACGUAACUUGAAAGUACAGAGGUGGGGGUGUUCUACGCAAAACUAAUUUAAUGUGAUGCAACUCCACUGUGCUAAUCAUUGUGAGCUGCAGCCGGUGAAGCCAUUUUUUCCAGUUUUCUCAUGCUGCUUACUGGCGACAUAAUAUAAAACGCAUAAUAUCCUGACAGCGCUAAGAAUCCAUCAGGUGUCAUUUCUCUUAAAAAAGCAAAAAAAGCAAUUUGUGUCUGUAGGAACAUUGCACGGUGUUCUAGCUAGCGGUUGAUCGCCAUGCACUGGGCCGGGCUGAGACGCCCUCGGGCUGGGCUGAGGAUUUCACAGCUUCACUUUCGGAGCUCUGCUGUCACUGCAUUUAGUAGCCUGCCCCACAGACUCCGCCCCGGCUAGAUCGCUUCUUGCCCUGUAUUAUUUCUCUGCAAUUUGCAAUCUACCACAGCGCACGGACAGUUCACAAUGUGCAAGUUUGAUCUCCCUAUGAUCGUCCGCGCCCUUGAUUUCACCGGCUGCAGAAAUCGAAAUGACAAUCGGCAUGAACGCGAGGAGAAGAAAGAGGAAAAAUUAAGAUCAAAUGAACAUUUCAGGCAUAAUUUAACAGGAGUGGAUCAUUACUGACAAGUUUUUCCACGCCUCCACUGUUCUGUGCUAUUGUCAUGGCAAGUUCAAAACCUGCAAGACUGAAGGUGAUUCUAGGAGAGAGCAACACUGAAAAACUGACUCUUCCAAAUGGCAUACCAGACUCUCUGGAUGAGCUUCUCAGCAAGGUGAAGGAUACCUUUGGUUUAAAGACCAAUGUCAGAUUGCAAUAUAUGGACAAAGACUUUGGUAAUGACUUCUUCAACCUCAGCUCAACUUCUGACCUUGAGGACUUGGGAACAGUCAAGGUGAUUCAAGAAAAAGCCAUUCAAACUUUUGUUGAUGUCAUUGAAACAGCUCCAUCUUCUUCUACAGUUCACUCUGACGACAGCAGUUCUUUAGCCUUAAAUGACACUAUAAUCCUCUCCUCCCCUGAAUCCUUGUCAUCACGAACACAACAAUGGCCAGCCAACUUUCUCAUUCCCAUGUUUUCAUAUGACACUGAACGUCAGCUAGAGAAGGGGAAUUCUGAGUAUCAAGCAAACAACAAAAUGUUGACAGUCACCUCCCGAAUGAAGACUGACAUCCUAAAUAGAUUAGUAGAAGAGAUCUACAGAUACAGAGCCUACCCAGAGGAUGCACAGUUCUGUGUAGUUGCAGAGGCCUUGGUUAAAAACAUCCGUGUUUAAAAGAGCCCGGUUCAUUCAAUGGUUGCUACGGUUGGAAGCAAAGGCUGAAGUACAAAAUGGGAAACUACAGGACUCUACUCAAAUCACAAGGAUGUCCAGAGUUCUCUGUAAACUCACUUAAAUCCAAAGCUACUAUUUCUGUUUUUCCCACUGCAAAAAUAAAGAAGCCAAGACGAGCUGAAUCCAACUUUUAUCCAUUCUUUCCAUUGGGAGAAACACAAGAAAGCAUGGAAAAAGAGAGAAUUGAACUCUUGACAGCAAUCAAAAGGAGGAACAAUGACAGGGUCAUUGCGGACAAAAUGGCUCGUACCUUUGCCUACAGGCGUCAGGAGGUGGUGAAUGAAGAACCUGGUAUAGAGGAUUUCAGGGACAGAUGGCCUGCUCUGUUCCAACAGAAAGAGAUUAAUGCGGAGUUCCAGAGGCUCAUUGCUCUUCCCCUUGAGCAGACUUUCUUGGCCCAGUUGGACAGGCACUCAAGUCAGCUGAUUAAAGUCAUCCAGGCCAAAGGAGGAGCAACACGUACAAAAAUGGCUGGCAUCAUGAGAACUUAUGAUGAGGUUGAAGACAUUGGGAUUCGAAGGGAAUGUGUUCUGAAAGGGCUCAUCACCUUUCUUGGAGAGGAUGCAAAAGACCUUAUUAAGGAAUACUGUGGAAGCAGCGGAGAUGAUGCCCAGAUGGAACUCAAACAACUCACCAUGGCCAUGUUUGUGAUUCGGAAGGAGGGAGAGGGAUUGAAAGAACCCGCAGAAGACAUUGGCAUCGUCAUUGAGGGAGUGGAGGUGUUGCAUGACCUGACUUCAGUUGCCUCAGCUUGAGCAGCACAAGAUGUCUCCCAAAGUUCAAAAUUUGUUUGGAAGACUUCAGACCUCACAGUAAAGACACUGGCAUGUUGUGCAACAGGACAGAUUAUCUUCUGUCUUCUUUGUUUGAACAGAAGAGCACCAUGUUUUGGAAGCUUAACACCUCAAGGAACUGCACUUUGUUAACUUCUUUUGGGACAUUGUUCAUAUUAAAGCCACAAGUAAUACAGAGUUUACUGGAUAACAAUUGUGACUGGUAUUUCUGGAGGAUGUUUAUUGUCAAGUCAAGUGUCAAGUUAAAACAGCAAAUGGUGUAGUUGUGUGAGUGCAAUACCAUCUCCACCCAGCUGGCACGUGGCUCACAGAAAAUCAAGCACCGUCUCUCUCACUCAGGCCUUCAGGAGCCUAUAAGGCAACCCAGCACACCUGUGUUUGGGAUAAUCUCUACAAACAAAGACCUCAUCUUUAAGCUCCUGCAUAAACACCACUGGUUUUCAACCUGCUUGGGUGUCAUGUAUUGGAAAGUACAGUGAUUUAAAGAAAAAAGAGAAAUAAAAUAAAAGGAUGACACUGAGAAGAGUUGGUCCUGGAUUUCUUUGAUGGGACCAAGCCCUUGUCAAGUUUGGGCAGAAGCUAAGGUGAUUUGUAGAGGCCAAAAAACCUGACAAUGAGGUUGUGAUGAACAUUAUCAUUUUGGGAGUAGGUCUUUUUUUGUUUUUUACAUUUCAUAAAGUUACAUGGUUCAUCUCUUUGGUUUUGUGUGGGAAAAAUACAGGUUAAGGGGGAAAAAUUACAGUAGGAAAGUAGUAGGCUACUGCAGUUUGUGGACACUUUCACAGAAUUUUCUGUUUGCAUUUUUUUAUUUGAAUCAACAGAUUUGUGCAGUGUUUUUUGAAGGAGGUUGAAUGGAUCUACAGUUCUUUUCUGGUGUCAGUUAAAUUAAUGGACUUGGUUUAAACUGGGCAGCUUUUACACCACAUCUUUGAAAACUUUUUGCCUAAAUAUUUUUUGGGUAUUGCUCUUGUUUUCAGUGUAAAAAUAGUCACUAGUGUCAUUAUAUUUUAUGUCAAAAACAUGUUCUCAGCAAAUGUUACGGUUUAAGAGUGUGGAUUUUCUUUUUUAGGAGGACUUGUGUUAAAUCUAAAAAACGCAUUUUUUCCCUGAGAAAUACUUCUGGAUUCUACAACCUCACACAGGGCUGUUCAAGUCUUGUCUGGGAGAGCUACCAUUGUGCAACUUUCAGAUGGACCCUAUUUCAAUACCACCUGAAGCUAAUUUCUGAAUUCACACACCAGCAGACAUUCAGCUCAGCAGAGGCAUUGUAAUGAGCAGUUCAUUUGAUUCAGAUGUAUUGGAGAUGGGAUGCAUCUGAAAGUUGCAGGAUGAUUGCUCUCCAGAACUGGACUUGGGCACCUCUGAUCUAGCAGGUCGCUGACCAAAAAGGUUGAAGUAUUCAAAAAUACAACCCCAAUUAAGCAGAAAAGUAAUAUCCCUUAUGAAGUUUCAAAAGAUCUGUGUAGCAUGUUUAAUGCAUAUUUUGUGAAAAACCUGUAAGUUUGUGAUGCUUUCACAAUAAAAUUUAAAAUGUUC